AUGGCAUCCAGCUUCGCUUCCAAGCGGCUAGCCAAAGAGCUUUCCAAGGUCCGUCGCAUCCAGCCCACUUGCUACUGCGUUGCCUCACGAUCGACUGUCGUGCUGCACACGCUCGCUGUGUCGCAACAAUCUCUGACAUUUCAUGUGCAGCUGAACACCGGCCUACCCCCCGGUAUCGAUCUCAUUUCGGCCGACAACUUUGAAGAAUGGUUCAUGGACAUACGGGUUCUAGACGAAAACCCGCUCUAUAAGGAUGAGGUCUACAGGCUCAAGUUCAAGUUCUCCCAACAAUACCCUAUAGAGGUCACAUUCGUCAAAACGACCGAGCGGCCGAUUCCCAUGCACCCCCACAUCUAUUCGAAUGGAAUUAUUUGCCUCGACUUGCUCGGCAGCCAAGGCUGGAGUCCCGUGCAGAACGUAGAGAGCGUAUGCAUGAGCAUACAGAGCAUGUUGACUGGCAACGAGAAGAACGAACGACCGGCGGGAGAUGACGAGUUCGUUCGGAGCAACAGGCUGCGACCGAGAGAUAUCGACUUCUACUAUCACGAUAACACCGUCUGA
Molecule: messenger RNA, 561 nt
Organism: Colletotrichum spaethianum
Lineage: Eukaryota; Fungi; Ascomycota; Sordariomycetes; Glomerellales; Glomerellaceae
Product: putative ubiquitin-conjugating enzyme protein 17
Exons: 2
Coding region: 1-561 (186 amino acids)
Source: RefSeq, a predicted model, not a curated record